This is a messenger RNA of Cucumis melo (muskmelon), 1935 nucleotides long. RefSeq lists its product as uncharacterized. The record is from RefSeq and is a predicted model, not a curated record. Lineage: Eukaryota; Viridiplantae; Streptophyta; Magnoliopsida; Cucurbitales; Cucurbitaceae. The transcript is spliced from 2 exons. Bases 377 to 895 code for a protein of 172 amino acids.
UUCCUCUAUGCCAUCCUUUCUUUCUUCCCCUUCUUUCUCCUUAAUACCUCCAAACCAAAUCCCAUGUCUACGAGGUUUUUCCUUCCCCAUCCCAUUUUUUCUCAUCCAACAGUUUUUUCCUUCUCUAUCUCCAAAAAGUUUAGGGCUUCUUCCCCUUUUUCCCGUAGCCUCCCAACAGUUUCCUUUAUAAUGAUCGACUAUUGGUUAUUUAUUUAUUUAUUUAUUUAUUGUUUGUGGAUCGGGUUUAACAGGUGGGCUCAGCUCAGCUUUAUAAGGCAAUAAACUUCAUUUUUCCCCUAACGCGUUUGGCCGAAAAACCAAAAUAACAAACGACCGAAACCGCCGAAUCUCAAAAUUCAAAGAAAAAAAACAAAAAAUGAGUUCCUUCCAAUCUCAGAUUUCUCCUGUAUCCGCCAUUGAAGGGGACCCAGAAGCUCAAACCCUCCACUUCCAAUCUGAAUUCAGCUCUGAACACGAUCGCGACGAGUCAGUUCUUCCUACCUACUGGAACAACACCAAGAAGAACCAGAUCUUGCUCGAGGGUUUUGUCGAGGCUUCAGAUGAUGAUAAUUUGACUAGAACAAAGAGCUUGACAGAUGACGAUCUCGAGGAGCUCAAAGGAUGUGUGGAUCUAGGGUUUGCGUUUUGCUAUGACGAGAUUCCUGAGCUCUGUAACACCUUGCCGGCCCUCGAACUCUGUUAUUCCAUGAGCCAGAAGUUUAUGGAUGAACACCAAAAGGAACCGGAAAAUCCUUUACCCGAGUCGGUGGAUUCUGUUUCCGGUCCCAUCCCGAAUUGGAAGAUCUCUAGUCCUGGUGAUCAUCCAGAAGAUGUUAAGGCGAGGCUCAAAUACUGGGCGCAAGCAGUGGCUUGUACUGUCAGAUUAUGCAACUGAAGGAACUUGAAAAAUUAAUAGACUGUUGCGGAUGGAGAUUUUUCAAGAUUGUUAGAGAAGAUGACAUGGGUCUUCUUCUUGAGCUUGUGCUUGGCAAUCCCAUUUAAAGAAAAGCAAAACUAAAAAACCAUCUCCAUAAGAUUUUCCAUUUGUAGCCAGAGAUGGGUUUUUCCUGAGACCGUGUAUGUUUGGUUUAAUUUUGAUGAUGGACGAAGAAAGAAGAAUGUGACAACGACGAUGAAGAAGAAUUUCUCAGGUUUGGGAUCAGCCAAUGAUCCAAAGAACUUGUGUCUGAUUCAAUUCUUUAGAAAAUUGUAAUAAUUAGAAUUUAAAACAUUGAGAAAGCAUUAUUUCUCUCAAAAUUUGGUUGCCUGUUGCUAAUUGAUUAUAUGUAUGCUGCUUUCUUUAUAUUUGGUGGCUUUCAAAUUCGAAUCUUAGUUAGUUUAGUUGCUUUUAUGCAGUGGUGAGAGCCCCAUCAGAGCUUCCACCAACAGCCUUUUGCUUCACACCUCUGUCAAUGCUGAGGUAACUAACCUUACCUAACUGAAAACAAAUGCUUUGACUGUUCUUUUGAUGUUCCAUUUUUUGGUCUAGUGUUCAUAUUUUUGUGACUCCCAGAGUGCUAACAAAUGCCAGAUUGUGCCAACUAUUUCUGUUCAGUUCACGAAUAUGGCCUGGAUGAAAUAUGUAUACCGAUUUGUUCGAGGUGGGGGAGAAUUGUCUGGGUCGUGUUGGUUUGCAUCUUGAACUUGGAGUUGUUUUCUGGUUUCUUGUAAUAUGAUAUCACCAGAAUACGAUCAGUUGAUCUAUCUUUUUCUGACUUGUGUUCCCUUGGUUCUUUGCUUCUGUGGCUUCCUGAGUGUGCUAACUAUUGUGUUCAGUCCACACAGCAUGGCAGAAGAAUUGAACUUACUACCUUGUACCAAUGUAUGAUUGGUUUUUCUUUUCAUGAUGAAUAGGAGGUGUUUUCUUGUUCUGGAUUGUAAAUUGUACUGACAUUACUAGAAAACCAUUAAUAUGAUCCCUUUUACUUUUGCUCC